Candoia aspera is the source of this 4121-nucleotide messenger RNA. RefSeq names its product ADP ribosylation factor like GTPase 13B (gene ARL13B). Gene Ontology annotation, cellular component: motile cilium; ciliary membrane; non-motile cilium. NCBI's taxonomy places the organism in Eukaryota, Metazoa, Chordata, Lepidosauria, Squamata, Candoiidae. Gene Ontology annotation, molecular function: GTP binding; GTPase activity. The record is from RefSeq and is a predicted model, not a curated record. The transcript has 12 exons. Bases 479 to 1732 code for a protein of 417 amino acids. Gene Ontology annotation, biological process: receptor localization to non-motile cilium; non-motile cilium assembly.
CUCUCUCGUAGCUAAGGGAGACCAACGUAGUUAUGCGUCCUUCCUGCGUACGGUUGCUAUCGGAGACCUACCCAAUAAGCAAACUCCAGGAGCAUCAUAUGAAGAGGGAGAGUUAAAACUGCGAAAGAGACGUGGUCACGUGGGUUAGUGAAAGGGCCGCCUCGGGAAUCUGCGGCUAGUGUAGGAUUUCUCAGCGACUGGGCGACGGAAAGACGGUCAGGAGGCCUUGGUGGGGUGGGAGAAUUUUGUGGAACUAAUUUAAUGUGGGGGUGAGGGAGGCGCCUGGGCUGCUGUUACAGCCCGGUGGCUUGGCGCGUUCCUGUUCUUUAUCUGGCCACGCUGGUAAAUCACGCUGGUAACAGAACAACAUUCAAAUUGGUCUCUUCCACUGUAAGUUCCCCUUGAUUGAACAUCCUGGAAUCAGUCUGUAUACCAUACCUGCAAUUUAUUUCGUGCUCUGAAUGGCUGCUGGAAAGGGAUGUACAGUCUGAUGGCCAAUUGCUGCAGCUGGCUAAAGCGGUGGCGAGAGCCUGUCAGGAAGGUGACAUUGAUCAUGGUGGGUCUUGAUAAUGCUGGGAAAACUGCAACGGUAAAAGGAAUCCAGGGAGAAUCCCCUGAAGAUGUGGCUCCAACAGUUGGCUUUUCUAAAAUCGACCUUAAACAAGGAUGGUUUGAAGUCACAAUUUUUGACUUAGGAGGUGGAAAACGUAUCCGGGGCAUCUGGAAGAAUUACUAUGCUGAAUCCUAUGGAGUAAUAUUUGUUGUGGAUUCAAGUGAUGUGGAAAGAAUGGAAGAGACAAAAGAAACAAUGUCAGAAGUUCUAAGACAUCCCAAGAUAUCAGGGAAACCUGUAUUAGUAUUAGCAAAUAAACAAGACAAAGAAGGUGCCUUGGCAGAAGCAGAUGUGAUUGAAUAUUUAUCUCUUGAAAAGCUUGUCAAUGAGCACAAAUGCCUCUGUCAGAUUGAGCCUUGUUCUGCUAUUGUGGGCUAUGGAAGAAAAAUUGACAAAUCAAUAAAAAAAGGUUUACUUUGGCUAUUACACACUAUAGCUAAAGAUUUUGAUGCCUUACAUGAAAGAAUUCAGAAAGACAUCACAGAACAAAAAGCCAUUGAAGAACAAGAGAAACGAGAGCGAGCAGAACGAGUGAGGAAGAUAAGGAGAGAAAGAGAACAGAAAGAGAGAGAAGAAAGUGAACGGGAAGGAAGGAGCAUUUUGGAUGAAGUGGACUCUGAGCUAGUAACUGGAAACCCAUUUCAGCCUAUAUCAACUGUAAUCACCAAGAAUGAAAAGAAAAUUGAAAAAGAGAAGAAGAGGCAAAGGGAAGAGAAUGAAAAGAUUGCUAUUGCCUUGAAACCUAAAACAAAUCAGGAGAUAAUAGACAUUCAGAGUCUGAACAGUGAACAAUCCAAGGAACAGAGACUGAUAGAAAACUAUAAAUCUGCACUAACACAACAAUUGGAACAUGAUGAUGAGAAUGAGCAGCAUAUUUCAGAAAGUCUCGACUCUGGUGAUAACGCCACUUUGAAUUCAGGAACAGAAAACAGUAAAAAGAAAUCAAAGAAACUAAAAUUAAAAAGGAAUCACCGAGUUGAACCAGUCAGUACAGAAGAAAUUGUUUCCCCACUUCCUACAACAAUAGCAGCUCUUACACCAGUGGGAUGGGAAACACCUAAAAUUAACAGAAUCCGGAAACUUGAGCCUCUUGGUGAAACUCAUCAUAAUGGAGUAUAAAGAAAAGAAAACGAGGGAAAGGACAGAAAAAGAGAUUUCUAUGGAAAGCCAUUGCCUCCACUUGCUGUACAUCAAAGACCGAACAGCGAUACCCAUGAUGUCAUUUCUUAACUAGCAGUCAUGUUGCAGCUUUCAAGAGGAAUCUAAAAUACAUUACAUUACACAUUGCUUUCUUUUUUGAUGAGACACCUGUUAUUCUUGCAAAUUGCUAGGCAAGGGCAGCAAGAUUACAUUGGGAUUCCUGGUAAGGAUGGUUCUUUUAAAUGUUAAGAAUCCUGCUUCCUCAAUUUACCAGCUGCUCUUCAAAGUUGAUAUGAAGCAAGAAAACUCAUACAAGCAGAAUUCUUGGAAAAAGAGCUGACAACAGGAUUUUUAUUACCCUUGCUGGAAAUAAUACUUUCAACACCAAACUCAACUUAAUUAUGCAUAUACAUAGUUGUUGUUUUUUUCCAGUUUGGUUAAGUACUUUUGUAUAUUCAAUACUUCAAGAAGUUUUUUUUAACUAUAUGCAUGUUCAAAUGGGGAAAAUAUGAACUGUACAUUUAAACGAUUUGAUAUAUUUUUCUAGUAUUUUAUUUGUUUUUAACAGACUAUUUGGUCAACAGAACUAUUUUAAAAUUCUAAAAUGCAUACCUAUAUUCAUAAGUAUCUACUUUAUUUUUUGGAAAAGCAAUAUACUUGUGUGUGUCUUGCUUCACAAUUUGCCUAGUUGUUAAUUAUGUUGUUUUGUCUUUGUCCUUGAUCUGCCUGGAAAAAAAAGUGUGAUGAAAGGAAACUAUAUUCAUGUUUCCCUUAAUGGGAAAGAAAACAUUUCAGGAGUUAGUUCUGACCAUUAAUUUUGUGUUCUUGGAGCUAGAGGGAGGAUGAGAAUAAAUUCAGCCAUCUUCUUUUUGACUUUCCAAUAGAUAUUAAUAAAUAUCCUUCAACUAUAGGGCUUAAUGUUCAUGGCCACAGAUCUUGCAGUAAUCAUUUCAUCUUUGGGAACAUACAAAUACUACAGCUUGGGUAUUUUGGGGUGAGCAGAAGUAUAAAUGUAGCAUCUAAUUACACCUCCUUACACCAAAUAUAACAAAUGUUUCUUCUCUCGGGCUUAUGUGGCAUUUUAAAGAGUUGCAGACAGGUGCAGUUCAUGCUUCUGCACAAUCCAAGGCACCUUUUUGGCUUUGAAUCCAAUUACCCUAGAGCCUUUAUGUCAUCCAUGGAAACACAUUUCCCCAUUAAGUUAGGGGUUCCUCGUGUGUUAGAAUAAAUGGAAUUGUUUUUAUCAAAAAUUAUGGUAUCUUUCUCCCCUGAAGACUUUCCAUUGCUUCAGUUCUUAGUAAUUGCAAAUCGAAUAAUUUCAGAAAUGAACAUUUCUAGGAGUGUGUAACUUAGUGCAUAUGCACUUCUUAAAAACAGUACAAUCCAGUUUUUACUUUCUUGUCAGUUGGGUAUAAGUGAUAAAUGAUCAGAAUUCCUAUAUGAUCAGAGGUUUCUCUGUAUGCUCAGAUAGUGAGAACAGAUGCAUACAAACUGCAUAAAGCCUCUUAGUACUAAACUGAACAGGAAAGUCUGUGAAUAUAGUGAGGUUUGAGGUAUAUACCAGAGCCUUCUGGAUCUUUGGAAAUUCUCACCCUCUAACAAUGUAUUAUUCAAAAGCUUCUGUUUCUUUGCAGUCUAAAUUUAUGUUUGAAUUCUUUUUGAUGAUAGCAAUGUCCAUAUUAAAUAACUUGUCCAGUUGAACCCUUUCGUACAUGAUUUGUAUCUAUCCUAAACUCAAUUGAAAUAGCCUUACAGACAUAAUCAGCUGCAUACAUAAAAGCUGAAUGAGCUUGCUUUUGUAAGACUACUUUCUGUUUAAUUCAAAACUGCAUAAUUGGAUGUGCAUAGUUGAUCCCACAUAUAGUUCCAAAAUGUUUGAUUUUUUUAGAUUAUAUACAAAAAUGGAAGAUUGUUUUCCAUUUUCCUUCAGAAAUUAAAUGUUCUUUCCUUUUAGUUAACACUGAAAACUAUUAAGGACUGUCCUACUUUCUUGAAGCUCAAAAACAUUUUUUUCUCUCUCUUAAGGCUUAUGCAGUAAGACUUCCUUCUUACCUGUGCUGUAUUUUUCUCCACCUCCAGUCCUCAAAAUCUGUUUCAGAUAGAAGAUUUUCUGUCUGGAGAUUUUGAGGGCAACUCAUGGUUAGGAAGAAUUAUUUACCUCCUGUUUUAUCAGUGGAAAUAUAUUCAAUAAUGAAGUAUAUUAAUGGGAUUUUUUAUUUUUCUUGUUAUAAGAUGCGUAAGCACUAUUAGGAAUGUGUCCUUAAUAUGUUGACUUUCCUUGUGUUUAUUAUGUUUUUUUUUAUUUAUUGAAUAGUUCAUUUAAUGUUUUUAUAUGUAUGAAAUAAAGAUACAUAGGAAUGUGAUUUAA